UUUUGAUGGAGAUGAUUUUGAUGAUGUGGAAGAAGAUGAAGGACUUGAUGAUCUAGAAAAUGUUGAGGAGGAAGGUCAGGAAAAUGUGGAAAUCUUGCCAUCUGGAGAGCGACAACAAGCAAAUCAGAAGCGGAUCACUACUCCUUACAUGACCAAAUAUGAGCGGGCCAGAGUUCUUGGCACCCGUGCCCUACAGAUAGCGAUGUGUGCCCCAGUAAUGGUAGAGCUUGAAGGAGAAAGAGAUCCCUUGCUGAUUGCAAUGAAAGAACUGAAAGCGCGGAAGAUUCCUAUAAUUAUCCGCAGGUACCUGCCGGAUGGAAGUUAUGAAGACUGGGGUGUAGAUGAACUAAUUAUCACAGAUUAAAUCUCUUCCGUGCUCCAACUUUUAUGGAUAUAUAUAUAUAUAUAUAUUGUGUAAAUAAAUACAAAAUCCCCCUA
This is a messenger RNA of Thamnophis sirtalis, 438 nucleotides long. NCBI's taxonomy places the organism in Eukaryota, Metazoa, Chordata, Lepidosauria, Squamata, Natricidae. The record is from RefSeq and is a predicted model, not a curated record.